AUGAAUGCUUUCAUAACCGGAUUGCUACUUCUGAUUGCAUUCCCAGAGCAGGUGCUACCUCAAAAGUAUGCAUAUGUCUCUGUUCUCUCCUCAAAUGACUUUUUGAUUCCUGCAAAAGUUUUGGCAUAUCGUCUGAAGAAGUUGAAUGCAUCCAUUCCGUAUAUAAUCAUAGUGACGCAAGAUAUAACUGAAAAUUCUGUGAAUGAGUUGAAGGAGCAAGGAGUCAUUGUACAUAAUGACAGUAAAAUUGAUACGCCGUAUAUCAAAACCCAUAAAGCUAGAAAGUAUCAGUAUACCAAGAUCCGAUUAUGGGCUAUGACAGAGUUUGAUGUAAUUGUCCAUCUGGACUUGGAUGUUCUACCCACUCGUGAUAUUUCCACUUUAUUCGAAUGCGGUAGUUUCUGUGCUGUUUUUCGCCAUUCCGACAUGUUCAAUUCGGGUGUCUUCGUACUUAAAACUAAUGAGACCAUAUUCCAUGACAUGGUAGAACACGUUCAAACCGCCGAGUCUUACGACGGUGGAGACCAAGGAUUCUUGAAUACAUACUUUCAUGACUUGAAGUAUGCACCGAUGCAUGAUCCUUCUGGGAAACAACCAAAAUGUGAAAAUUUUACUAUGAGUCGGUUGUCGGCAAAAUUUAACUAUGACAUUGGGAUGUAUUACUUGAAUAAUGGAAGGUUCUUGGUAGAUCCAGAUAUUAUUCAUUAUACAAUGGGACCAACCAAACCAUGGCUAUGGUGGACAUACCCGUUAUUUGAUUUGAACUGGAUGUGGUUGGAUGCAAGACAAGAAAUGGAACAAGGAUCUAAUGUAGAAUUAGACACCUGCGUUGCCCUAGCUGCAACGAAUUGUCUACUAAUAGUGUUUCUGGUAGUUUUGAAAAUUGCACUUGAACACUUUGUAGUCAACCUGACUACUGAUACCAUCAGUAACAUGGAAACACAUUUAGCGUCCCAAUCAAUCUACGCGAUAUCUGUUUGGUUUUCGCUAAAAAUAGCGCAUCAAUCCGCACAACCUGUAGCUGCUUGGGUAUUUUUCGCGUCGAAUGUGGCCUGGACAGCAGCUAUCCUUACUUCAAUCUACACACGACUACGCUCUGGAGUAAAUGCCAAAGUGAAGUCGAUACUAUCCUGUGUAUUCUUCACAAUGCUAUCUUAUGCUCUUUCCUGGUUGAUUCUCGUCCAAAUAUCACAUUUCAAUACUAGAGUUCUCUUCGCAAUCCUUUCCAUUCUUGCCCAACAGAUCCUUGUCGUCACAUACAUUCGGUAUGCACUUAUUGUCAAACCCUGCAGACAGCAGAUUCACAAAUAUCAAAUUCUUCCCAGCAACCAUCAUGUCGCAUAA
Caenorhabditis remanei is the source of this 1344-nucleotide messenger RNA. RefSeq lists its product as uncharacterized. The coding region runs from base 1 to 1344 and encodes 447 amino acids. The record is from RefSeq and is a predicted model, not a curated record. Gene Ontology annotation, molecular function: glycosyltransferase activity. Gene Ontology annotation, cellular component: cytoplasm. The transcript has 7 exons. Lineage: Eukaryota; Metazoa; Nematoda; Chromadorea; Rhabditida; Rhabditidae.